AUAUACUCUCAAAUGACUGUUGAGCGGGAAAUUUCCAGGCCGAAGUCGUCUUCGUCCUCUUUCAUUCUCUGCUUCCCUUUUCCAUUUUCACUCACUUCUACAUCUCCACUCCAUAUUUCCUUCCACCUAGAAAAGCGUUCGCAGAUAAUCAAAGUGGUUCAACCGAAGAAUCUGAGAGUCCUUAGCCAAACAAUGUUCUGACGCUCGAAGCACAAAAAACUAGGGUUUUUGUUUACUGAUCCAAUGUCUGGUCAUUUCUUCUCCAACUUAGGGUUUGAAUAAUUCAAUUGAAUGCUCUUUGAUUCGGCCUCUCUUUGAUGUCUUUAGGCUCGCUUUAGCAGGUUUCAAAAAUGAAGGCCACUUGUUUGAAGUUCGAAAACCCGAUUCAAGACGCCAUUUCGAGGAUCAGGUUCGCUCCGCAAUCCAACAAUCUCCUCAUCUCAUCCUGGGACUCCAGUCUUCGAUUGUAUGAUCCGGACAGCUUUAAGCUUAGAUUAGAAGCUCCUUUGGAAGACGCACUUCUUGAUUGUUGUUUCCAGGAUGAAUCUGUUGCUUUUAGUGCUGGUUCAGAUGGAUCCCUUCGAAGGCAUCAUUUACAUUCAGGAAGUCAUGAUGCAAUUGGAAGCCAUGAAGAUUUAAUGACCUGUGUUGAAUAUUCCGUUGAAACAAGUCAAGUAAUCACUGCUGGUUGGGAUAAAAAGAUAAUGUCCUGGGACACACGCGCAACACAUGCUCAUCGAUGCUUGGACACUUUAGGUGCUGAGGUGGUGUCUAUGUCAGUCUCUGGGUUUAAUUUGUUUGCUGCCAUUAGGGAAUCAGUAAACAUUUACGACUUACGUAAGUUCAACUACUCAGCCGCCGAAAAAGAAUCACAUCUGGACAUCCGAAUAAGAUGUGUCCGCCCAAUUCUUAAUUCUGAAGGAUUUGUGGUUGGAUCGGUUGAUGGAAAGGUCAAACUGGAGUAUCUCUAUCCUUCCAAUUCUAGUGCCGUGGGAUAUGCUUUUCGGUGUUAUCCGAAGUCAAAGGAUGGAAGGCAUCAUCUUGUAGCGGUGAAUGACAUUGCAUUUAAUCCAUUCUUCUGUGGUGCUUUUGUCACUGGUGAUAAUGAGGGCUAUGUUACAACAUGGGAUGCUCGAAGCAAGAGAAGAUUAUAUGAGUUGCCUAGGCACCCCAACAGUGUGGCAUCCUUAUCAUAUAGCCGCGAGGGGCAUCUUUUGGCUGUUGCAUCAAGCUACACAUACCAAGAAGCAAAUGAAAUAGAAGAGCCUCCUCAAAUAUUCAUACAUGAAAUAGAUGACCGCUGCAUUGGAUCAGCUUCAGCCGGAAGUUCCAAGUAGAGUUUACGUGUGAUAUUGCUUAAAGAAAGUAUUCGCUAUGCUUUGUGGGUGAUUACAUCAGGAAAACUUUGGAUUGGUGGAUAUAAGGCAUUAUAACACACUGAAUUUUCAAUUUAAACCCCUUCAUCUGACUUUAAGUUAAGUUAGUCUGAUCCUGGACCCUGAAAUCUAAACUUUUGGCUCCGGAAAACAAAUCCGCCUGUUACAUAGAAUUGCACUACCGGAGUGUAAAGACGAGUCUAUUUCAUUGAUGGCUUCCUCUUGUAGGAUUGCAAGGUAAUAAAUGAGGAAAUGUUGUAUCAACUAUAAUCACAGCGAACACGCUACUUCUUGGGGCAACAAGUAAAGGAAUGGCAUGUAGCUGUGUACAAUUUUAGGAAUCAUUCUUGGUGUACAAUGUUCUUGAUUUAAGUAUUUAACUAGUUAAAUGACA
This is a messenger RNA of Cornus florida, 1770 nucleotides long. RefSeq names its product mitotic checkpoint protein BUB3.3. The transcript has 10 exons. The record is from RefSeq and is a predicted model, not a curated record. Lineage: Eukaryota; Viridiplantae; Streptophyta; Magnoliopsida; Cornales; Cornaceae. Gene Ontology annotation, biological process: mitotic spindle assembly checkpoint signaling. Bases 351 to 1337 code for a protein of 328 amino acids. Gene Ontology annotation, cellular component: bub1-bub3 complex; phragmoplast; kinetochore. Gene Ontology annotation, molecular function: ubiquitin binding.